GAGCAAGCGGUGGUUGUGCAUGUGAUAGAAGAAAAUCUCCCACCCUCUCAGUGAUCGCGCGCUGGACCGCGCUAUUCGACCUGUCUCCACCUUGUACCUAGUCUCGCCGCGGUGUACCAUUGCAAGAGAGCACCUCCGUGUGGUAGCUCGGUUAAAAGUAGGUAUUGCCGACCAACCAGUCGGCCAGCUAGCCGGUCAGUUAGCCGAUCAGCCAGCCAGCCAGCCAGCCAGCUCGAAGAAAACAAUCCUUACGUGCACACCGUAACGUGCAUACCGUGGUGCACACCGGUCUUAUAAUGACGCGACGCGGUGACCGUUUUGGUACGAUAAAAGUUGAGGGCAACCUUCGGGUGUUCCUGCGCUGGUUCGAAGAGAGCUGAGGAAAAAAGAAGAGGGAGUGGAACGGGUUCUCUGGUGCCAGUGUGCAGUCUAGUCCAAGACACAGGAUGAUAGCGAACGUCCGAUGAGUAUCCUGCUUCCCAUUGCCCUCCUACUAGAGUGAGAGAGAGAGAGAGAGAGAGAGAGAGAGAGAGAGAAAGAGAGAAAGAGAGAGGGCGUGAGGAGAACGAAAAGAGAGAAUAGUUCUCCGCGGGUGACUGAGCUAUACCGCCACUUCCAUCCUUCCUCCACCACCAUUAGCGGUAAGAAGAAAUGUCGAAACAAGAAGAAAUGUCUACCAGUCGAGAAUCGCAUCGGGCUUGCACCGCGGUAGAAAAAAACAUGUUGACGAGGAAGAAGGCGAGGAGGACGAAAAUGAUCCCGCCGGACGGUGGAUGGGGUUGGGUGGUCCUUUUUUCCGCCCUUAUCGUCAACUUUCUCAUUCCUGGCACCGUCAAGUCCUUCGGCGUGCUUUUCGUCGAGUUUUUGCACGUUUUUAAAGCGUCGUCCACGGCGGCCUCUUGGAUGCCAGCGUUAUGCUACUUCCUGUACAGCUCGUUAGGUCCUUUAUCUAGUAUUCUAUCGACCAAAUACUCGUUUAGAACAGUAACUCUCAUCGGCGGCACCUUUGCGGCCAGCGGCAUGAUGCUGAGCUACUUUGCCAAUUCAGUUACUUAUCUUUACAUCAGUUACGGUCUUAUGGUUGGAAUCGGCGCUGGAUUAUCAUUUCCUCCGACGGUUUACAUCGUUACGCAAUACUUUGAGAAGCUACGAGGGAUGGCGAACGGCCUAUGUAUUUCCGGUAGCGCAAUCGGCACAAUAGUGUUACCACCGUUACUGCAACAUCUCUUGGACCGCUUUGGAUACAGAGGAGCUGUACUCAUCAUGGGUGCGAUUACGCUGAAUACGCUGGUCUGCGGUCUCUUGUAUCAUCCGGUCGAGCAACACAUGAAAAUCGUGCCCCUGGAUGACGGUAUCGAUAAUGAAGCACUGACUCUCGACGAGUCGAUUGGUGGAAAACAGGAAUCCGCUGAAAAAAUGGGAGAGGACGCAAAAUUCGCGUCGGGUGAUGACGAAUCAAUACGCAGGUUUUCGGAUCUUUCGCACAAUCAGCACAAUGUGGUACUGGAGAUCACCGAAAAGACAUCUUGUAAGCCUGAGAAGGCAACUUGUAAGCCUGAGAAGAAACUGGAUUACAAAACGAAUGAUACAGUCGUGGGAUUACGCUACGAUGUCAUUAGGGACGAGAUUCCGCGUGAAAAUACUCCAAAUGCGAAUGAAUUCCGUAUGACGAUUCGUCCGAGUCAGGAGGACGAUGAUGAUCUGAAUAGCGACACGCAGAAUUUAUCGCGGCGAGGCAGUGCUGGUACCGAGAAAGAUGUCAAGUCGCAAUUAGAUCCCUUGAAAAUCAGGAAGAAUCCGAAGGAAGAUAGGGUGUGCGACGAGGAACCCAAACGGGACGAUGUGUGCUCGAAGUCGAGCAAAACACCGAAAAGACAUGAUGACAAAAAAACGCCCUUCUUCGAUCUAAGCGUGCUGAGGGAUCCCAUUUACUUAGUGAUUCUCAUCUCCAACUCCACAUCGGCCAUCAGCAAUACGAAUUUUAUGAUCCUAUUGCCGUCUUACGCGAUUGCCGAGGGCUUCGACAAAAACUCGUCGGCUCUGCUCCUGUCUAUAGUCUCGGCGUUAGAUCUGGUCGGCAGAAUCGGUGGCGCAUCCUUAUCUGAUAUCGACUUCGUACCCAAGUAUUAUUACUUCGUAUGCGGACUCGGUACUAGUGGGAUCGCUCUGGCGUUAUUACCAAUGGCGACCAGCUACACUAUGCUGUCAUUCUUCUGCGGUCUCUUCGGUCUGUCAUCAGGAAUGUAUAUCGGUAUCACGACCGUCAUCCUUGCGGACAUGUUGGGAACGGAGAAGCUCAGUUCGUCCUAUGGAAUUUCGUUGUUCGUUAAUGGCGUGUUGCAGCUCGUCGGACCGCCUAUUUGUGGUGUUAUUUUCGAGAACAUACUAACUUAUAAGCCGAUCUUUUUAGCCUUUGGAAUUAUCUUAAUUUUGGGCACUGCACUUUGGGCGGUAGUGCCGCUUAUCAAUAGAAAUAAUAAAAAGGAUAUAGAAGCGAUAUAAAAUUCGCGCAAAUAACUUGUGUACAACUUCGACGAAGGUUUUUCGGUGUAAUUUAAGCAUUUUAUAAGACUUUAUGUAUUACAAUUGCGAUGGUUGCGUUGUUGAAAACGUUCAACAAUAUCCUUAGAUACUUUUAAACUGUGAAACAUUUGAAUUAUUGUAUAUUUCUAGGCGAAUUGACACUUGUUUUUGAUAUUUGUACUUUAAGAAGAAACUUUGGGAAAGCUCGUAAAAUUUAAUUUUAAUUAAUAUUAGACUUGAAAAUAAUCGAGCUUUGUAUCCACAAAACCAGCAUGACCAUGUAUAUAGCUAUCUGCGCAGCAGAUAUUUAUCAUUACAAGUAUUUUCCACGA
Messenger RNA from Acromyrmex echinatior (Panamanian leafcutter ant), 2855 nucleotides. Its product is annotated as monocarboxylate transporter 12. Lineage: Eukaryota; Metazoa; Arthropoda; Insecta; Hymenoptera; Formicidae. The record is from RefSeq and is a predicted model, not a curated record. Gene Ontology annotation, molecular function: monocarboxylic acid transmembrane transporter activity. Gene Ontology annotation, biological process: monocarboxylic acid transport; transmembrane transport.